ACCUCCCCCUCUCUACCCAGAGUCACUGCUGCAGCCGCCGCCAUUUUAGCGUUUUGUCAGAAGCGUCCGCGCCGCGAGGAAGAGCCUCUGCUGCUUUUCGUGCGGGCUGUGUCCGAGAUGGUGAAGCUGUUCAUUGGAAACCUGCCCCGGGAGGCCACAGAGCAGGAGAUCCGCUCACUCUUCGAGCAGUAUGGGAAGGUGCUGGAAUGUGACAUCAUUAAGAACUACGGCUUUGUGCACAUAGAGGACAAGACGGCGGCCGAGGAUGCCAUACGCAACCUGCACCACUACAAGCUGCACGGGGUGAACAUCAACGUGGAAGCCAGCAAGAAUAAGAGCAAGACAUCCACAAAGUUGCAUGUAGGCAACAUCAGUCCUACUUGUACCAACAAGGAGCUUCGGGCCAAGUUUGAGGAGUAUGGUCCAGUCAUUGAAUGUGACAUCGUGAAAGAUUAUGCCUUUGUACACAUGGAGCGCGCAGAGGAUGCAGUGGAGGCCAUCAGGGGCCUCGACAACACAGAGUUUCAAGGCAAACGAAUGCACGUGCAGUUGUCCACCAGCCGGCUUAGGACUGCGCCCGGGAUGGGAGACCAGAGCGGCUGCUAUCGGUGCGGGAAAGAGGGGCACUGGUCCAAAGAGUGUCCGGUAGAUCGUUCGGGCCGAGUGGCAGACUUUACCGAGCAAUAUAAUGAGCAAUAUGGAGCAGUGCGUACACCUUACGCCAUGAGCUAUGGGGAUUCAUUGUAUUACAACAACGCGUACGGAGCGCUCGAUGCCUACUACAAGCGCUGCCGUGCUGCCCGGUCCUAUGAGGCAGUGGCUGCUGCAGCUGCCUCUGCGUAUAAUUACGCAGAGCAGACCCUGUCCCAGCUGCCACAAGUCCAGAAUACAGCCAUGGCCAGUCACCUCACCUCCACCUCUCUCGAUCCCUACGAUAGACACCUGUUGCCGACUUCAGGAGCUGCUGCUGCUACAGCUGCUGCUGCUGCAGCAGCCGCUGCUGCUGUUACUGCAGCUUCCACUUCAUAUUACGGGCGCGAUCGGAGCCCCCUGCGUCGCGGCCCAGUCCCCACUGUUGGAGAGGGCUACGGUUACGGGCAUGAGAGUGAGUUGUCCCAAGCUUCGGCGGCCGCGCGGAAUUCCCUGUACGACAUGGCUCGGUAUGAGCGGGAGCAGUAUGCGGAUCGGGCGCGGUAUUCCGCCUUUUAAAGCUUGAGGUGGGAUGUGUGUGGGCUGAAAUUCCGAGCUGCGGUUGUGCAUGAGAAUACACCCUUCGUGGUACCCCAUCUCCCGGGACGUUCUCAGCUCUGUGCGUUCAGUCCCCCAGGAACCGUGGACCUUAAUUUACCUUGUUAAGUUCAGACCACCUCUUCUUUCCUCUCUCCUGCCCAUUUCCCUGUUCUUUCUGUCCUUCAAUACUUCUGUAGCUUCCCAUCAUGUUCUGUUCUCCCAGCAGGCCUCAUUGUGUGCAGAAACUGGUGGGGGUUGUGCUGUAUCCCCACCUCCUGCUUCCAGUGGGUGUUGUGAGAGUGUCACUGCUGAGUCUUUUUGACCCAAAGGCUUAUGGCAGAUAGACACAUAGCGUUGGAUCACUUUUUUCUUUCCGGUGAAAUAAAUGGUUUUUCAACUUA
Molecule: messenger RNA, 1631 nt
Organism: Mesoplodon densirostris (Blainville's beaked whale)
Lineage: Eukaryota; Metazoa; Chordata; Mammalia; Artiodactyla; Ziphiidae
Product: RNA-binding protein 4
Exons: 4
Coding region: 118-1209 (363 amino acids)
Biological process (GO): mRNA splicing, via spliceosome
Cellular component (GO): cytosol; nuclear speck
Molecular function (GO): mRNA binding; zinc ion binding
Source: RefSeq, a predicted model, not a curated record